AUGCCGGUGACCUUCGAGGAGGUGGCUGUGUAUUUCACCCAGGGGCAGGGGGCUCUGCUGGACCCCGCUCAGAGAGCCCUCUACAGGGACGUCAUGCAGGAGAACUACGAGACGGUGACCUCGCUGGGAUUCCCCAUUCCCAAACCUGACCUGAUCGCCCGGCUGGAACGAGGGGAAGAGCCGUGGAUCCCAGAUCUCCAGGCCUGGGAGGAAAGAGAGAGCCUGAGAGGCACCUGCACAGGUGAUAGGACAGUGAGUGAGAACAAGGAGGAGAAUCAGCAGCAGGAAGGUCCUGAGAAAGUGGAACCACAGGAGAUGUUUUUGAGAAGAGCUGAAGGGAAUUUUUCCCAGUGCUUGGAACAGGGAGAAGCCUGGGGAGAACAACACAGAACAGAGAUGCAGCUGGGAAACUAUCCCAGGAACAAGCUGUAUGAAUCCAUUCUCUGUGGCGGAGGAUGGAAGGAUCCCAGGGAAACCACAAUCCCGCAGACAAGUCACAAUGAAGAGAAACCCUACAAAUGCCUUGAGUGUGAGAAAAGAUUCCGUUUCAGUGCAACCCUUCUUACACAUUGGAGAACCCACAUAGGAGAGAAGUCCUAUGAAUACUUGGACUGUGGGAAAAGCUUCAGUAAGAAGUCAUUUCUUAUUAUACAGCAGGGACUGCACAUGGAAGAGAAAUCCUAUAAAUGCCUUGAGUGUGCAAAAGUUUUCAGUGUGCAGUCGGCCCUUAUUAGACAUGGGAGAACUCACAUGGGAGAGAAACCCUAUAAAUGCAUGGACUGUGGGAAAACUUUUGGUCGGAGCUCAGACCUUAUUAAACAUAGGAGAAUCCACACAGGAGAGAGACCAUAUAAAUGCCUUGAGUGUGGGAAAAAUUUCAUUCGCCUCUCACACCUUAUUAAGCAUCAGAGAGUCCACGCAGGUGACAAACCGUAUAAAUGCCUCAACUGUGGGAAGAGUUUUGUUGACAGAACAAAACUUACUAGACAUCAGGCAAUCCACACAGGAGAGAGACCCCAUAAAUGCUUGGACUGUGGGAAAAGCUUCAUUCAGAAGUCACAAUUUAUUAUACACCAGAGAGUGCACACAGGAGAGAGACCCUUUCUAUGCUGUGAGUGUGGGAAAAGUUUUAUUCAGAAAUCACAGCUUAUUACCCAUCAACGAACCCACACAGGAGAGAAACCUUAUAAAUGCCUUGAGUGUGGGAAAAGUUUUAUGCAAAGUUCAUCUCUUAUUCAACAUAGAAGAAUCCACAAAGGAGAAAGACCCUAUAAAUGCCUUGAGUGUGGGAAAAAUUUUAUGGAACGUUCAUCCCUUAUUAAACAUAGGAGAAUUCACACAGGAGAAAGACCCUAUAAAUGCCUCGAGUGUGGGAAAAGUUUUAUGGAAAGUUCAUCCCUUACUAAACAUAGGAGAAUCCACACAGGAGAAAGACCCUAUAAAUGCCUCGAGUGUGGGAAAGAUUUCAGUCAUCGCUCACACCUUAUUAAGCAUCAGAGAACACACAGAGGCGACAAACCCUAUAAAUGCCUUGAUUGUGGGAAAAGCUUAGUUGACAGAACAAACCUUACUAGACAUCAGGCAAUUCACACUGGAGAGAAACCCCAUAUAUGCUUGGACUGUGGGAAAAGCUUCAUUCAGAAGUCACAACUUACUCUACACCAGAGAGUGCACACAGGAGAGAGACCCUUUCAAUGCUGUGAGUGUGGGAAAAGUUUUAGUGAGAGCUCAAAGCUUACUAGACAUCAGAGAACCCACACAAGAGAGAGACCCUAUGGGUGCCUGGAGUGUGGGAAAAGAUUUAUGCAAAGUUCAUCCCUUAUCAAUCAUGGGCGAAUCCACACAGGAGAAAGACCCUAUAAAUGCCUCGACUGUGGGAAAGGUUUUAUCGCAAGUUCAGCCCUUACUAAACAUAGGAGAAUCCACACAGGAGAAAAACCCUAUAAAUGCCUUGAGUGUGGGAAAACUUUCAGUCAGCGCUCACAUCUUACUCAGCAUGGGAGAACGCACACAGGAGAGAGACCCUACAAAUGCCCUGAGUGUGGAAAAAGUUUCAGUUUCAAAUCAGGCCUUAAUAUGCAUCAGAAAACCCACACAGGAGAGAAAUCCCAUAAAUGCUUGGACUGUGGGAAAACUUUCAGUCAGCACUCAUACCUUACUAAACAUAGGAGAAUCCACAUAGGAGAGAGACCUUAUAAAUGCCUUGACUGUGGGAAAAGCUUCAGUAAGAGCUCAGCGCUGACCAAACAUCAGAAACCACAAGGAUGAGAGACCCUAGGAAUAGCUUGACUGCAAGAAAAGAUUCAAUUUGACUUCACACAUCAGUGACCCACACAACAGAGAGACCUUGAAUGUGGGGGAAGCUUCAUUUGAUGCUCCCGGAGUAUCAGACACCCGCAAAUCCAUACAGGGAAGAAACCUCUGAGAUGUUCUCAGUGUGGAAAAUGCUCCAAGUGGCGCUAACGCCAUGUUGGACAUCAGAGACUCCUCCCUGCAGCAGGGAAAUUCUCUCAGGGACCUGACUGGGGCCAGCCAUGGUGACAAACCCAUUUCCUCGUUCCCACACACAUCAGGGUGUUUGGCUCCCAAGGAUCCAGCUGCCCGUUGCUGGAGGGAGGAUCCUGCAGCAGCCGAGCAUCAGCUGGUCAGUGACCCUCUGGCUCUGCCUGGUCUAAGCAAACCCCAGGCAGAGGUGGAGAAACCCCCAUCAGCCCCUCCUCCCUGCUGCAGCCCUGGCUGCUGAGCCUCAGGUGGAGGAAGGGAGAGAGAGAAAAUCCUCCAGCUGCCCCCUCUGCCUGGCUGAAGUUCCCCAUCUCCAUGGACAGUGGAGUGCCCUUGGGGGGGAAGACUAGCCCAUCCCCCUCUGCCUGAGGCCCUGCCCCUUCUGCUCCAGGAGGGGGCCUGGUGGAGUGUGGGCGGGGCCAUGCUAGAGUGUUUCGGGAGGCAUGGCCUCCCCCGGCCCACUGUACCUGCUGCCCAUGCCCCUCUCUCUUCCCCUCCCAGGCGGGAUCCCCCUGCCAUGGAGAUGAGGAGAAGGACACUUGGGCCAGGCUCCAUCUUCAGUCUACACACCUGUCCCCACCCCCCAUCUUCCACGAGCCCCGGGGCUGGGCUCCCCUACUCACCUGGAGCUGUUCCCUGCAGGGGGAGUGUCUCUGGGGGCUGGUAACUCCUCCCCUCCCCAAAUCCCCCAGGGCGCUGGGUUCUGGGGGAUCCACCAUUAAGGGACCAGGGCGAUGGGCUAUGGUGAGGAAACUGGGGAUUGAAUGGUUGGGGCUGGAGUAGCUGGGAAGCAGGGGGAGCUGGGUGCUGGGCUAUCGAGUGUUUGGGGCUCAUGGGAUCAGAGGCGAGAGGGAGCACAGAGGCAGAGAGGUGCUGCCUCAUCACUCACCCCCUCUGCUCCUUCUCCCUGCCCCCGCUGCAUUCAGACAGCACCAUUAGCAGAGACUGAUUCCCACAGGGCCUUUAGUUGGCAGUCUGGAUUUCCCACCUCUGCUACAGCAGCAUCAGCCUGUGAGAGGGAAGCAGCGUUACCUAGUGGGUAGAUCACUGGCCUGGGACUCAGGAGACAUAAGCUCUGUUCCCAAAGCUGCCAGCAGCUUGCGGGAUGACCUGAGACAAAUCUGUGCCUUCCAGAGAGGGAAUAAAUGGGGAGUGAUAAUAUCAGCCUCCGAGCGUCUGUCUAGGGCAGGAGAAGUGGUUGGGAUUAGCUGGUGCGUCUCCUUUGUUCCUCCGCCCCUUUUUCUAGUCUAGACUGACCCUGAGCAGUUCAUUCCAAUCCCCCAUUAGCAAAGUGAUUGUUGGAGUCACUAAGUCCCCCCUUCGCAGUGAGAUUGUCUCAUUCCCAGACAGCCUCACAUUGCUCCAGGUUCUGCUGAAAAGCAUUUAACUGGUUGUGCUGUUUCUCCCUUAUCCGCCAGCAUUCAAUAGAGUCUAAAAGAGCUGGAGCAGGAAUAGCAAAAUAAUGUGGUGUUUUCGCUUCUGUUUUAUUGGAGGGGACGGGGAGACUCCGGGGGAUUCCCUCCCGCCCCCAUCAAGCUCACACAUCUUCUCUCACAGAGCAGCCUCUGUCCAAGCCGUGCAGAGUUUAUCCUUUUCCCUUUCUACCCCUCCUGUGUGUCAUUUACCACAGUGUCCUUUCCCACCAUGCUUAGGAACCAGGCUUUGAUUUCUUUGAUCCUCAAUCAGGCCCUGAGGGCUGGAGAAGAAAAUGUCCCAUUCCUGAAGGGGGAAUUGAAAUGAACCCAAAGCACAGUUUGAGCUUCAAGCGCAGCCUCCAGCUAUUGGUAAAGUGGCAUCUGGAGUUUUUCCCGCCAAAUCCAGAUCAUUUGUAGAUAGGAAAUUUUUGGCUGUUUGUCUUUUUGUUUCCUCUUUCUUUUGUGACGAUGAUGAUAAAGCUUUUGUCAGUAACCAGCCAAAUAAUGCGGCGGUGCUGAGGAAAGGAGCUUUAGCCUGUUCAGCAGGAAACGGGCAAAUUUGUUCCCAAGAUUUGAGUUUUAAAAUUUUCUGGGAUUUCACUUCAUGAACGGGAAAGUGAUUUGUAGCCUACCCUGGAGUGUGGGUUUUUCUCUUUUAGGUGAAGUCUGUUCUGUCACGUAUUUUGAUAAUAAAUAAGUUUUAAAGGACCUAGUUCAGAUUUCUUGGGGACUUCAAAAGACAAAUGAUAAUUUGCCACAAUAGUCCUCACUGAUUUUCUUUUCACAUCAGAUUUGCUGCUUCUUUGAACAAUGAAAGUAACCAGUGUCUGUCAGCAAAGCACUGAGGGUGAGUGCUGGAUACGCACUCCAGGAGUCAGGGACUGAAAUGGGGAAGGAAGUGACUGCCUGAUCCCUGCAGAGAUGUGAGAUACAGUCAGGAGGGGGAGAGGGUGGGUGGGUCGGUGUCCUGGGCCUUGAAAGGGCCCUGUUUGCUCUUGCGAGCCAGAGAGCUGAGUCUGAGAACUGUGAACUCACUGUACAUGUCCCAGAGGGAGAGGAAAUGUCCUACAAGUUCUGGGUGAAGUCAUCCUUGAACUCUGAAGAGCUACAGAUGAAGCCCCAAGAGGACUGAUGUGGAGAGAGGUCGGCGACUCCCCAUUGCUGAGAGGAGGAGGCCAGGCGAAUGCCUCUCUCAUGGAUUGUUAGCGCUUUUCUACCAG
This is a messenger RNA of Mauremys mutica (yellowpond turtle), 5137 nucleotides long. RefSeq names its product zinc finger protein 420-like. The coding region runs from base 1 to 2268 and encodes 755 amino acids. Gene Ontology annotation, molecular function: DNA-binding transcription factor activity; RNA polymerase II cis-regulatory region sequence-specific DNA binding. Gene Ontology annotation, biological process: regulation of transcription by RNA polymerase II. The transcript has 3 exons. The record is from RefSeq and is a predicted model, not a curated record. NCBI's taxonomy places the organism in Eukaryota, Metazoa, Chordata, Testudines, Geoemydidae.